UGCAGAGAACAUGCACUGUGAGCUCUAGAGGGAGGGUCUGUGAGAGUGCGCAGAGUUUUUAUGUCUUGGUUUCCAUUCAGUGGAUGCUCAGUGGCCCUUGAACAGCUUGGACUUAACUGCUGAGCGGCUGACUAACAGGUGGUGCGUUCGGGGGGGAAUCAGCGAGAGCUCAGAGUGUGGAGGACCGUUGCAGCAGAAUGUUGAAGUGGUUGCUUGUUGUGGUUCUCUGUGCCGGGGGCUCGGAGGCCUGGUUUUCCUCAGAUCCAGAGCCUACGACACAGGCCGCGGCAGAGACAGGUGCGACCACCUUGGCAGCCAAAGACACUCAGAAAAAGGAGGUGGAGGAGGAUGACGACCUGUCUGGGGUCGGGGAAGAGAUAAUCAACGUGGCCACAGGAAUCCGUAAGUUUGUCCAGGCGUGGGACGCGACCACCGCCCUGCCCACGACCCUGCCCACGACCCUGAGCGCCAGGACGACUAACGGAGGCCUGACAGCGAAGGUGGAGAGCGCGAAGCCGAACGCUACGGAAGAGAGCGGCGUCUCUUUGCUUCAGCUGAUCGGAGACCCUCCGCCUGAUGAGAUCUCCCGGGUCUACGGACAGAGGGGGGAGGCCUCCUAUGUCUUCACCCCGGGCGCCGUGUCGGGCCAGCCGGCUCUGGCCCAUCCCAACCCUUUCCAUCGCCACUUCUCCCUCGUCUUCCAUAUCAAACCUUCUUCACCGGCCGGCUCCGUCCUCUUCUCCAUCACAGACGGGUCUCAGAAGAUCAUGUACAUCGGUGUGAAGCUCAGCGCCGUGCGCUCCCAACGUCAGAGGGUGCAGUUCUUCUACACCGAGCCCGACUCUGAUGCUUCGUAUGAGGCGGCCAUUGAGGUGCCGAGCAUGGUGGGAACAUGGACCCGCUUCUCGCUGUCUGUCUUUGAGGAGACGGUAACUUUCUACCAGGGCUGUGACUCCGAGCCGCAGGUGGUGAAGUUCGAGCGCUCACCUGAUCCUAUGGAGCUGGACCCGGGGGCGGGGAUCUUUGUAGGUCAGGCAGGAGGAGCCGAUGCUGACAAGUUCCAGGGUGAGAUCUCCGACUUUAAACUGGUUGGAAACCCUCGAGCAGCCGAGCGCUUGUGCGAGGACGAGGAUGACGAGGACUUUGCUGCGUCUGGUGACUUUGGCAGCGGUGAUGGGGAGGGGAGACGGACGGGACACACUGUGAAGACCACCCCGGACUCCCUCCGCCCCAUACCUGCACCCCCUCUGAUCUCGUCGAAGGGAAGCAGAGUCAAAGAAACAGACGCCAGGUUUCGGCAGGAGUCGGUGGACCAGAGUCGGUCUGGACAAGCUGGAUCCAGAGGUGCCGGCGAUGCUAAAGGAGAGAAAGGUGACAGAGGAGAGAAAGGUUUGAGGGGUGACACGGGCCCUACAGGACCGAAGGGAGAGUCAGGCUCCAGCUUUGGCUCUGGUUCUGGUUCGUCGUCUCAGGGUGGAGACCGAGGACUCAAGGGAGAAAAAGGUGUAAAGGGUAACUCUGGCUUCGGUUACUCCGGUAACAAAGGUGAACGUGGGGAUCCGGGGCCUCCUGGGCCCCCUGGCCCUGCUGGACCUGCAGCUGAGGUGGUUCGACUCGGGGACGGCUCUGUUGUGCAGCAGGUCUCUGGACCUCAGGGACCGCCUGGGCCACCUGGGUCAAACGGAUCUCCUGGACCCGCAGGAACUGAUGGAGAGCCUGGUGAUCCAGGAGAGGAUGGAAAAACUGGUCCAGCAGGGCCACCAGGUUUCCCAGGAACUCCAGGAAGUCCUGGUACCAAAGGCCAAAAGGGUGAGCGUGGAGAGGGUGAACCUGGACUCAGAGGCCCCCCAGGUCCUCCAGGACUUCCAGGAUCUGGCAAUGGCGACCGCCCGACGUUCUUGGACAUGGAGGGCUCAGGAUUUCCAGACUUGGAAAGGUUUCGGGGAGCUCGUGGUCCCCCAGGUCUCCCAGGUCCUCCUGGAAUUCCUGGGACUUCAGUCACUCUGGGAGCCAACGGUCCAGUAGCUUUUGGACCUCCAGGACCACCAGGAGUAGAUGGACUACCUGGUCUACCAGGCGCCCCUGGUCCUCCAGGUAGACCAGGUCCACCUGGACCUAGCGGAACAAAGGGUGACGGCGGGGAGCUCGGUCUUCCAGGAGCAGCUGGAGAAAAGCAAGACUCCCAAGACUCCAACCCUUUCACCUACCUCUUCUCUUACUUUGCUCCGUCCUCUACGGGUGCUCAGGGUGACGUAGGUAGAACAGGUACAUCUGGGCAGACUGGGCUUGCAGGGCUUCCAGGUCCCAUGGGACCCGUUGGACCCCCAGGACCCCCUGGACCUCCUGGGCCACCGCAACGCUUUGGCUUUGGUAACGAGGUUGGAUUUGAGGGGGGCAAUAGCUUACCUGGCCCACCUGGACCACAGGGUCCAGCUGGUAUUCCUGGUCUACCUGGUAAGCCAGGACUGCCAGGUAUCCAUGGAAACAAAGGAUCAGAGGGACUACGAGGACCUCCUGGGAUACCGGGACUCGAUGGGUUCUCUGGACAGCCCGGUCUAAAGGGAGACCGAGGAGAGAGAGGAGAUCCGGGUUUGCCAGGACGAGAGGGUGGGCCACCUGGACCUCCGGGGCCUCCUGGACCUCCAGGACAAGUCACCCAGCAGACCUCAGAUUAUAAUGACGUUUAUUGGAACGAAGGGUGGCAGGGUGCACUGCCAGGCCGAGCAGGAUUCCCAGGGCCCUCCGGACCAAAGGGAGAUAAAGGAGACUCAGGUCCUCCAGGAUAUGCACCUCAAGGGGCAAAAGGAGAGCCGGGUGUCAUCAUGGGGCCUGAUGGGAGACCUCUGUACCUGGGUGGUCUGGCAGGACAGCAGGGCGACAGUGGACCUCCUGGCCCUGUGGGACCUCCAGGUCCCUAUGGUCCUGGAGGCCAGAAGGGAGAGAUUGGGCUUCCGGGGAGACCAGGUCGCCCUGGUCUGAACGGCGCCAGAGGAGAAAAGGGAGAUUCUGGCACUGGAUCUGGAUAUGCUUACCCUGGUCCUCCAGGUCCACCAGGCCCCCCUGGACCUCCUGGAGCGUCCAGUCCCUACGACAGGCAAAGUGGAUAUGAUGAUUCCUCCAGGUAUUAUCCAGCCGCUAAAGGAGAGAAAGGUGACCAAGGACCGCCUGGGACGCUUGAAAUUCAAGGCUACGGGUCGCUUGACAUUUACACUUUGAGAAAUGAGAUGAAAGGGGAAACUGGAAGUCCCGGCUUCAAAGGAGAGAAAGGAGAACCGGCUGGAGGACAUUAUGACCCCCGUUAUGGAGGAAGCGGAUUCCCAGGGCUGCCUGGACCUCCUGGUCAAAAAGGCGACUCCAUCGUUGGUCCUCCUGGCCCUCAGGGGCCAUCUGGUCCACCAGGAAGAGGCUACGAUGGACAAGCCGGACCACCAGGCCCUCCUGGACCACCAGGCCCAUCCUUACCUGGGGCUUACAGGGGGACACAGACUAUCAAUAUUCCUGGACCACCGGGACCCCCUGGUGCACCUGGAAUACCUGGACACUCCACAGGGGUGACCGUUUUGAGGUCUUAUGACACCAUGACAGCCACCGCUAGAAGACAACCUGAAGGCUCCCUGGUUUACGUUUUAGACCAAACUGAUCUCUACUUACGGGUCCGAGAUGGAGUUCGUCAAGUCCAGCUUGGAGGCUAUAUUCCUUUGCCCAGUGAGGAUGGUAAUGAGGUUGCAGCUGUGGAGCCCCCACCUGUCGUCCCCUACUACCCUGACCACCACUCUCACACCGACACCUCUGCUCGCGACGCCCAAGGGCAACCCGAGAGUCCGGUCCACCCCGGCACCGAGCAUCACUCACACCCAGACCAGCAUCACCCGUCGCACCCAGAUCCACGCAACCCAACUCACCUCGAUCCCAGAUACCAGCCUGACAACAGGUAUCAGCCCGACCCGCGGUACCCCGUACCCACAGAUCCCAGGUUUCCCAGUUACUCCGACCGGUUUAACCAACCAGACGGCAGGUAUUCUGUUCACACCACACAGGCUCGUCCUGUGUACCCGGACACUCACCACGCAGUCACUCCUCAGAGGAGGCCGGCUCCUCCUGAGCCCCAGACUCCAGUCCACCGUCAUAACUCAGGUCCAGGGCUCCACCUGAUCGCCCUGAACAGCCCUCAGAGCGGCUUCAUGAGGGGAAUCCGCGGUGCAGACUACAUGUGCUUCACUCAGGCUCAGGCCGUCGGGAUGAAGGGAACUUUCCGGGCCUUCCUGUCCGCCAAACUCCAGGAUCUCCACAGCAUCGUCCGCAAGGCAGACAGGGACCGAAUGCCGAUAGUCAACCUUAAUGAUGAGGUUCUGUUUGACAACUGGGACGCCAUCUUCAAUAAUGGCAGGAUGAAGGACAACGUGCCCAUCUACUCCUUUGAUGGCAAAAACAUUAUGAGUGACAGCACAUGGCAGGAGAAGAUGUUGUGGCACGGGUCGACCAGCGGCGGGCUGCGGCACGUUGAUAGCUUCUGCGAGACGUGGCGUGUGGGCGACCAGGCGCUGACCGGCAUGGCGUCGUCGCUGCAGAGUGGCAGCCUGCUUCAGCAGAGCUCCAGCAGCUGCUCCAGCUCCUACGUGGUGCUGUGUGUGGAGAACAGCUACGUCCACUCCAGGAGAUAGACACACACACACACACACACACACACACACACACACACACACACACACAGCAGUGGAUGCUUUAAUCCACACACACACGUCUCUGUGUUUGCACCACAUGUGGUGAUUUGUAAAUAUGUUUUUUCACAUGAAUAAUGAGUUAAUGUUUGUUAGCCCUUCAUUUAGGGUGCUUUAAAGAAUAAUUCCACUAGUUGAACCAAAGUUAAGCUCAGGUGACAGACGGUAACACACCCUCCAGCAGCCAUGUUGGAAGUUUCAUGACUUUAUUAGAAGUCAAUUAGAACUCAAUUAGAAGCAGGCUGAAAACAGGCUGUGAACUUAAACGCUUUAUUUCUUCUCUGUUCUUUCAUCGCGCUAAUAUUCAUCCAAAUAUUCAAAUAAGCCUUCCUGGUGUCUUUAAUCUUUAAUUUUUUUUUAACAAAACAUGUCAUGAAUCAAAAUCAGGACUUCUUAUAUCAGGGCUCUACUUCAUAGAAGGCCGUUUUUUUAAUCUGUCACAUUUUUCAGCUAGAAGAAAUCUCUCUCUCAGCGACGGAUAUACCACAAUGAUCAUGGACCACAACAAGCGUUUCAUGCUUUCUUCUCCGCCUGCCUGUUUAAUCAAAAACAUGUCAUCUUGAAAACAAACCAAAGGUGCAGCUAAAGUACCUAAACCAUCUUAUAUGUGCUAAUAAUGGUCUCAUUAAGGUUUCCUGUACCUUUAAAAACCACAUUUCCAUUUCACAGACCGCAUCAGUCGUCAGUGACAUGCAUCAAAGACAAGUUUGGAUAAUAAUGAAGCCUUUUCUUUCUGCCGUCAAUCAGACAUUCCAGCAUCCUAAAGCAGCAUAAACAUGAGUUAUCAUACGUGAAAUGUGUUUUUUUAUUUUUUAUUUUAUGACUUCUCUUUUUACACUGAUGUUUCCUGUAACCCAAAGCACUUGAUUAACCGUUUUUAUUUUCUACUUUUGCUACUGUUGUUUUUCUUUUUUUUUCUUGGGAUGAUAUUUUCAAAUCAUUUUUUUUAACAAUAACAAAGGGAUAUUUAUUUUUUAUAAACUGUGCAUUUUCUAGUUUAACUAUGACGUGUGAUAGCAACAUUUCCAAAUAUAACCAGCUGAUAUGCAAACCGAUGCAACUUAAGGGACAAAGUUUGUGCACGAGCAAAUCCAAGUAAUGUACAGAUUUUUUUUUUUACAUAGGAGUCAGCCAUAUAUGUUUGUCAAUGCACUGUUGCUUUUUAUAUUUGAUUUCAAGUUUAGCUUUUUAUUCCAAAACAGUGAAUGCACUGCAGUCAGGACACACAUAGGAGAGCAUUUAAACAACCUGCAGUCUGUGGUGUUAACCUACAGUCUAACCUACAGUCUGAGGUGUUAACAUAUAGUCUCUGGUGUUAACCCAGAGGGGAGAGUAGAUUGACAGUUUUAUUCAGCAGUGCCAAAGUCAAAGCAGUGAGAUUUAUUAUCUGUUAUUCUUCUUGUGUCUCAUUGAAUAAACCAGUGUGGAAAUGAG
This is a messenger RNA of Labrus bergylta (ballan wrasse), 6152 nucleotides long. The record is from RefSeq and is a predicted model, not a curated record. NCBI's taxonomy places the organism in Eukaryota, Metazoa, Chordata, Actinopteri, Labriformes, Labridae.